GCUGCCCCCACUGCCUCCUCUUCUGCGACUCCGGCGAAACCGUCAGGGCCAGGGAAGCGUCCGGGCCCCCGGAAGCCGAAGACCACGCUCGCGGCGAUCCCGAAGAAGCAGCCCGUAAAGAAGCUCACCACGCUCGACAAGUCCGCGAUGGACUGGCGAGCCCACGUCGAGGGCGAGGACACCUCAGGGGUGAAGGACGAGCUGGAGGCGAACCGCCGCGGGGGCGGGUACCUCGAGAAGGUCGAGUUUCUCCAGCGUGUGGAAACGCGCAAGGAGGAGGUGCUCGAUGCCAACAAGGGCAAACACACAACGCGCAUACAAGCCCCUCACACAACGCCCAGCACCACCGUCGCCCGCAAACUGACCUCCCUCCUCGCAGGCAGCACCACCGCCGCAGGCAGGCCCUCCGCAUCGACCUCCAGAUACUCCUCCGCGCGCAGCGAGCUCGACUUCCACCCCCAGCUCUGGCUCACCGAGAACACAUCCGGCGCGCUCGUGAAGCGCGUCAGACUCGCCCCAGUCGCGCUCGCACACACGAUCGUGAAGUACGCGCUCACCGCCGGGCGCGGGUCGCGGUACGGCUGCGGGGGCGUCACGGCGGGGGCGAUCGCGGGCAGCGUCACGGGGAGCGCGAGCGAGCCGAUGCUGUUCGAGCUGCCGUGCAGGUUCGUGGAGGAGCGCGCGAACCCGGGGGAGCUCGGGAGGGACGAGGAUAGCGCCGACCGGGCGGGCGAGUUCGGGGUUGUUGGGGUGGUGCUGGUGCGCGCGAGAGGCGAGCCCGGCACCGCGGACUGUGGCGAGAAGAUCGUGCUCCCGCUCGCGAUGAGGUAG
Trametes versicolor FP-101664 SS1 is the source of this 831-nucleotide messenger RNA. RefSeq lists its product as uncharacterized. The annotation marks the transcript as partial. The record is from RefSeq and is a predicted model, not a curated record. The transcript is spliced from 2 exons. Lineage: Eukaryota; Fungi; Basidiomycota; Agaricomycetes; Polyporales; Polyporaceae.